Messenger RNA from Oryza sativa Japonica Group (Japanese rice), 991 nucleotides. RefSeq names its product small COPII coat GTPase SAR1A. Gene Ontology annotation, cellular component: COPII vesicle coat; endoplasmic reticulum exit site. The record is from RefSeq and is a predicted model, not a curated record. Gene Ontology annotation, biological process: membrane organization; vesicle organization; intracellular protein transport. NCBI's taxonomy places the organism in Eukaryota, Viridiplantae, Streptophyta, Magnoliopsida, Poales, Poaceae. Gene Ontology annotation, molecular function: GTPase activity; GTP binding.
UCAACCCGCGGGCGCGGAGGCGGAGAGAGAUCGCCCGCCACGUCACCACGCCACACCCCAUUCGCUCGUUAACGGGUCCGCAUCAAGAUCCGCUAAGACCCUUCUUCUUCCUCUCCUCCGGCGACAGAGAGGCCACCGGCGGCGGCGGCGGGCGGAGAUGUUCCUGGUGGACUGGUUCUACGGGGUGCUGGCGUCGCUGGGGCUGUGGCAGAAGGAGGCCAAGAUCCUCUUCCUCGGCCUCGACAACGCCGGCAAGACCACGCUCCUCCACAUGCUCAAGGACGAGAGAUUGGUGCAGCAUCAACCUACGCAGUAUCCGACUUCUGAAGAGCUGAGCAUUGGGAAGAUCAAGUUCAAGGCGUUUGAUUUAGGAGGCCAUCAAAUUGCUCGCCGUGUGUGGAAAGACUACUAUGCUAAGGUCGACGCGGUGGUCUACCUCGUGGAUGCCUACGACAAGGAGAGGUUCUCCGAGUCGAAGAAGGAGCUCGACGCCCUCCUCUCGGACGACUCCCUGGCCACCGUCCCCUUCCUGAUCCUGGGCAACAAGAUCGACAUCCCCUACGCCGCGUCGGAGGAGGAGCUCCGCUACCACAUGGGGCUGAGCAACUUCACCACCGGCAAGGGCAGGGUGAGCCUCGGCGAGUCCAACGUUCGCCCCCUGGAGGUGUUCAUGUGCAGCAUCGUCCGCAAGAUGGGCUAUGGGGAUGGGUUCAAGUGGGUGUCACAGUACAUCAAGUAGGGUGUUGUUAGUUUUUGCUGGAAAAAUGUUGAGGUAGUCUUCAUAGUUCAUACUCCUGUUUCACCUUACCACAGAGAUGAUUUUAGGAGGGAGCUAGAGCUAUAGCUAGCAAUCUGGUCAUGGUGGUUCAUGGUUCUUCCGGUACAUAUGUGGUGGAAGCAGCGAAAGACUGGGAUUUGUGCUAGAUUUUUCUUCAGUUAAUUAAAAAGUGUGACUUUUAAAGAUAUAGAAACAUCUUUUUAAAAGCAUUGA